Molecule: messenger RNA, 1589 nt
Organism: Acinonyx jubatus (cheetah)
Lineage: Eukaryota; Metazoa; Chordata; Mammalia; Carnivora; Felidae
Gene: FCGRT
Product: Fc gamma receptor and transporter
Exons: 6
Coding region: 274-1338 (354 amino acids)
Biological process (GO): immune response
Cellular component (GO): external side of plasma membrane
Molecular function (GO): beta-2-microglobulin binding
Source: RefSeq, a predicted model, not a curated record
GCUCUGGGGGAGGAGGAAGAGGCGGGCCGAGCUCUGAGACAGGACUCUCAGCCUAUCCAGGCUCUGUAAUUAAUUAACCCAAACGGAUCAAAUUAAGGGGUGAAAGUUCACCGAGGAGGAGGGCGCGGUGGCCAGGCUCGGUCGCGGAGCCCCGGGGCCCACAGGCGCGGGCGCGCGUGGUGGCCGAGCCCCUCGGGAGCUGGGGGAGGAAGGGGCGGGGCGGGGGUCCGGAGCAGUCACGCGCCCCCUCCCGCCCCAGGUCUCCCGCUCAGGAUGGGGGUCCCCCGGCCUCAGCCCUGGGGGCUCGGGUUCCUGCUCUUCCUGCUGCCGACACUGCGCGCAGAGAGCCAUCUCUCCCUCCUGUACCACCUCACCGCUGUGUCCUCUCCUGCCCCCGGGACUCCUGCCUUCUGGGUAUCAGGCUGGCUGGGACCCCAGCAAUACCUGAGCUACAAUAACCUGCGGGCCCAGGCCGAGCCGUGUGGGGCUUGGGUCUGGGAAAACCAGGUGUCCUGGUAUUGGGAGAAGGAGACAACAGACCUGAGGAACAAGCAGGAACUCUUUCUUGAAGCUCUCAAAGCCUUGGGAGAAGGAGGUCCCUACACCCUGCAGGGCCUGCUGGGCUGUGAGUUGGGCCCUGACAAUGCCUCGGUGCCCGUGGCCAAGUUUGCUCUGAAUGGCGAGGAUUUCAUGGAUUUUGACCCCAAGCUGGGCACCUGGAGUGGGGAAUGGCCUGAGACUGAGACCAUCAGUAAGAGGUGGAUGCAGGAGGCGGGUGCGGUCAGCAAGGAGAGGACCUUCCUGCUCAACUCCUGCCCCCAGCGGCUGCUGGGGCAUCUGGAGAGAGGCCGCGGAAACCUGGAGUGGAAGGAGCCACCCUCCAUGCGCCUGAAGGCCCGCCCCGGCAGCCCCGGCUUUUCUGUGCUCACCUGCAGCGCCUUCUCCUUCUACCCCCCGGAGCUCCAACUGCGGUUCCUCCGCAACGGGCUGGCAGCCGGCUCCGGCGAGGGUGACUUCGGCCCCAACGGCGACGGCUCCUUCCACGCCUGGUCUUCACUGACAGUCAAAAGCGGCGACGAGCACCACUACCGCUGCCUGGUGCAGCACGCGGGGCUGCCGCAGCCCCUCACUGUGGAGCUGGAAUCACCAGCCAAAUCCUCGAUGCCAGUGGUUGGAAUCGUCAUUGGCCUCUUACUGCUCACGGCGGCGGCUGCAGGCGGAGCUCUGCUAUGGAGGAGGAUGAGAAACGGGCUGCCAGCCCCUUGGAUCUCUCUCCGUGGGGACGAUGUAGGGGCCCUCCUGCCCACUCCUGGCCUGCCCAAGGAUGCUGACUCUUAGGAUAUAAAUGCAUUCUCAGCAGCUGCCUGACCCCCCCCCCCCCCCCCCAAUCCUGGCUACUACCAGCUAAUGUAGUCAGGCCCCUUUUAUGCUGUGAGACCUCCUGGAAUCCUGGUAUUUCUGAGCCUCCAGAAAGAGUCCUGGGCCCGAUGACCUUCUGGAUUUCUCCUCCUGUGGUCUGCCUCAGUUUCCCCUCCUGAUGAUUAUGACUCUUUUCCACCUCCACAUAUAAACGCGAGUUUGGGCCCAAA